Myotis brandtii (Brandt's bat) is the source of this 694-nucleotide messenger RNA. It is a transcript of the gene NENF, whose product is annotated as neudesin neurotrophic factor. The record is from RefSeq and is a predicted model, not a curated record. Gene Ontology annotation, cellular component: membrane; endomembrane system. The transcript has 3 exons. The coding region runs from base 56 to 379 and encodes 107 amino acids. Lineage: Eukaryota; Metazoa; Chordata; Mammalia; Chiroptera; Vespertilionidae.
UUCGCCUCCUCCUCACAGCUUCUCUCCUGCUUUCUAGGAAGAUCAGCCCAUCUACAUGGCGGUGAAGGGCGUGGUGUUUGAUGUCACUUCUGGGAAGGAGUUUUAUGGACGAGGAGCCCCCUACAAUGCCUUGGCCGGGAAGGACUCCACCAGAGGAGUAGCCAAGAUGUCCCUGGAUCCUGCAGACCUCACCCAUGACACCACGGGCCUCACGGCUGAGGAGCUGAAAGCCCUGGAUGACGUCUUCACCAAAGUGUACAAAGCCAAAUAUCCCAUCGUCGGCUACACAGCCCGAAGAAUCCUCAACGAGGAUGGCAGUCCCAACCUGGACUUCAAGCCCGAAGACCAGCCCCAUUUUGACAUAAAGGACGAGCUCUGAUGUUCUGUCUGUAGGAGGGUGAGGCAGAGAGACGCUUGGCUCUCUGGUCACCUGGGUCUGAAUAAAGCAGACGUCUGACCGGGACGGACGCCGAAUGCCUUUACUGUCCUGGGUCACGUGCUCUGUGCACCUGGGUCUCCUGCCCACACGCCAGCCCGGGUGGUAGUAACAGCCUCGUCAGGGUCCCUCUGGGUGGUUGAAUUAACCAGUGACUUUCAUUUCUUCUUUAUUAUUUUUCUGUACUUGCCACCUUUCUUACUGUGACCAUGUUUGCUUUAGAAUAAGCACAGAAAUAAACUUAUUUUCAUAAAAGAA